Centropristis striata (black sea bass) is the source of this 1530-nucleotide messenger RNA. RefSeq names its product serine/threonine kinase 33 (gene stk33). The record is from RefSeq and is a predicted model, not a curated record. The transcript is spliced from 12 exons. Gene Ontology annotation, molecular function: protein kinase activity; ATP binding. Gene Ontology annotation, biological process: protein phosphorylation. Lineage: Eukaryota; Metazoa; Chordata; Actinopteri; Perciformes; Serranidae. Bases 107 to 1411 code for a protein of 434 amino acids.
AGAGGCGCUGCAGACCCUUUUUGUCCCUCUUCGCUUCCUCUACUCUCUCACCGAAAAACUUUCUGUGAACACCAACCUGCUGAAUGAAAAUAAUCCACUAUGAGAGAUGACACAAGUCUAUGUUAGUGGAUCAGGUGUGAACAUGGUGUCCUCGUGGAGCAGCAGGGACACCCUGAAGAGGAAUGUGCCCAUAGUACGGCUGGAGGAUGAUGCUGACCUCAGGGAAAUCUAUGAAUUUGGAAGGAAAUUGGGUCAAGGUAGCUUUGGAGUUGUUUACGAAGCCACCCAUAUAGAGACACAGACAAAAUGGGCUAUUAAGGAGGUUUGCAGACCAGCGGCUGGAAGUUGGAAAGCCAAGAUGCUGGACCACGAAAUAAACAUUCUCAAACAAGUGAAUCACGAUCACAUAAUACAUCUCCAGAAAGUCUACCACACAGCUAAGAAGGCUUAUUUGGUUACUGAGCUGUGCGUUGGAGGUGAACUGAAGCAGCUGCUGCAGCAGAAAAAGUUCUUCACUGAGGAUGAAACAAGGCAUAUCAUCUGUAGCUUAGCUGACGCCGUUGUCUACCUUCACAAAAGAGACAUAGUGCACCGGGACUUGAAACUGGAGAACAUACUUGUGAAGAAUGAUCUCGAUGCGGAUGAUGGCGGCAGGAUUAAUAUCAAGGUGACAGACUUUGGAUUAUCGGUGAAGACAGGUGGUGUCGGGAUUGAGAACAUAAUGAAGGAGGCCUGUGGGACUCUUAUCUAUAUGGCACCUGAAAUGAUGAGCGGUCGUGGUUACAGCCAGUGGUGUGAUGUUUGGAGCGUCGGCGUCGUUAUGUAUUUACUGCUGUGUGGGGAGCCUCCGUUUGUUGCCAAAACAAAGAAAAACCUACUUGAGAAGAUUCUGAACAACGAAGUAGAAUUCACUCAACAAAUCUGGGCCACAGUCAGCGAUGCAGCUAAAAAUCUCCUGACUUGCCUUCUGAAGGCGGACCCCGCCUACCGCAUGUCUGCUAAUCAGCUCCUAGAAAACCCCUGGAUCACAGGGGACACUAAUGUGCCGGCGAUGCCGACCAACGUGCUGGAGAUGAUGCGCAACCACCUGGAACAGAGAGAGAGAACACAGACUCUGGAGGACUUGUCCCUCACCUCUUCUGAGGGCACGCUGGACUCAUCCCCGCUCCCCAGGGAGGCUUCAACAGAAACAGAAGGCAACUGCAGGAGGCCUGCUGGGAGAGACAGCAGCUCCUGCUCAGCCUCUACAUCUGCCAAGCCGGUACUGUGUCUGUUAGCUACAGCUCUACAUUCUGACCUCACCUGCCCGUGUGUGUGUGUGUGUGUGUGUGUGUGUGUGUGUGUUUUAUGCAAGACUUUAUAUGACUCCCAAAUAAUUUCAAAGAUGUCAAGUCUCUACUCAUCUGUUUAAGUACUUUUCCACCAGCUUACAAAUCACUUGUGGUAAUUAUCUUGUUUUUAACUGCAACUAUCUCAUUAAGUAGAUAACUCAGCAAUUACAGCAAACCUGAAUUACCAAUUUGUUGAAGU